AUGGGCCUGGUUUAUGCUGCAGCGAGCAUGGUCAUUGUCUGGCUGGGUAACAAGGACCUUCGUGAAGCUUUCGAGCACGUGGAGUUGCUUGAAGAGUCACCACAUGACAAUGUCCCGACUGCGCACCGUGGGCCCAUCAAUUUAAUCGACAACGCCGUCACUGCAAUUCUUACUAUCGUCGAAACGCAAUGGUUCACCAGGGGAUGGAUCAUACAAGAGUUCGUUCUCGCCAGAGAGCGUUACCCCACCAGGUUCACCGAUGAGCGGGACCUCAUAUAUGCCGGCCUUGGACUGGCUAGUCCACAUACUAGGAUUGUGCCCAACUACAACCUUAGUCUCACAGAGGUUUUCCUGGAAUUUUCGUGGAGUGCUGGCGCUGACAGCUCAGAUGAGAUUCUGAGCACAAAUUUAGUGGAAAUCUAUCGUGUCAUCAAAGCAGAUGCCGAGAAGCUUCUCAACGAAGAACCCACGAGGAAAGAGCUCAAAGAGGAAGAAGUUCGAAGCAGAUUCUGGCGAACGGUCACUUCGCAUAAGUACACAACGCCACCACCUCUGCCAAAGGAUUUUGGUCUUGUGCCAUUCUUUGAGGAUAUCAACGAUAUUCACUAUCCCCGGGUUUUUACCACCUCUAAAGGGUACAUGGGAAAGAUGAUUCCCUCCAAGAACAAUCAGCGCUAUGAAGCGUUCGAUGGAACACAAGAUCACGAGCGCUUAUCGUGGAAGAAGCAGGCGAUCGUCGAUCUAAAGCCUUCACUACAUCGCGAUACAUACAUAGGAGCGCUUUUGUUCAACACCUGCGCCUUCAUCCUGCCAGCUCUUUAUAGCACCUUAUCGAAGCUAUGGGUUGCGAACAUCGACUCCUCCAUGGUAGUCACAACAGACACGUACACAUACAUCGGCGUGGUCGCAGAAGUCUUGAACGAAGGUCUUCCGCGCGCUGCUUACCUCGUCAUCGGCGACAAGUCCAGUCGUGGUUUCCGUUAG
Molecule: messenger RNA, 984 nt
Organism: Alternaria ethzedia
Lineage: Eukaryota; Fungi; Ascomycota; Dothideomycetes; Pleosporales; Pleosporaceae
Exons: 6
Coding region: 1-984 (327 amino acids)
Source: RefSeq, a predicted model, not a curated record